Messenger RNA from Zalophus californianus (California sea lion), 1146 nucleotides. RefSeq names its product plasminogen receptor with a C-terminal lysine (gene PLGRKT). The transcript has 7 exons. The coding region runs from base 355 to 870 and encodes 171 amino acids. The record is from RefSeq and is a predicted model, not a curated record. Lineage: Eukaryota; Metazoa; Chordata; Mammalia; Carnivora; Otariidae. Gene Ontology annotation, biological process: positive regulation of plasminogen activation. Gene Ontology annotation, cellular component: plasma membrane.
GCGCCUGGCGGGAAAGCACACACCAGGCCUCGGUCAGGCGAGCGGCCCCUUUAAGGAAGCCAGCGCCGCGCUGAUUGGCCGAGCUUCGGCGUCGUUGUCAAGGCCGUCCAAUCCCGAGGCUCUGCAGGGCGAGUCCCGGUCCAGUCGCGGUCCAGGGGACCCCCGGGGCCUGCAGGCCUUUGCAGCGAGGACGGUCCCUCCACACCCUCGCCGCCCCCUGCCCGGUGUGGUUUCCGCUGAACACGGGGAAGUUCUUCAUCCUGCUUGGAUUCUACCUUUAGCCCUUGGGAGCAUUCUCUAACACAUCCAAACUACCAUCCAGACUCAAGAAACCGAGGUCCAAAACAGGUCAAGAUGGGGUUUAUAUUCUCAAAAUCUAUGAGUGAAAACAUGAAAAACCAACAGGAGUUUAUGCUUAUGAAUGCUCGACUCCAGAUUUGCUUUUUCUGGACCUUUCACAUAAAUGGAAUUAUACAAUACACGGUCUUUUGUGUCCAGCCUCUUUCACUGGAAAGGCAGCUAAUGAUGCAGAAUGAAAUGAGAGAAAGACAAAUGGCCUUGCAGAUUGCUUGGUCUCGGGAAUUCCUCAAAUAUUUUGGAAGCUUUUUUGGCAUUGCAGCCAUCUCUUUAACAGCUGGAGCAAUAAGAAGGAAGAAGCCAGCCUUCCUCUUCCCUAUUAUUCCAUUAAGCUUCAUCUUCACAUACCAGUAUGACUUAGGAUAUGGAACCCUUCUACAAAGAAUGAAAGGUGAAGCUGAGAACAUACUGGAAACAGAAAAGAGUAAGUUGCAGCUGCCAAGAGGCGUGAUCACUUUUGAAAACCUUGAAAAAGCCAGAAGGGAACAGAGUAAAUUCUUCAUAGACAAAUGAAAUCAUGUUUACCCACCAAAUCUCAAAACACAUAAUUACUGACUUGAAUCAUGGUUUUUACAAAUUUUUAGAUGAUUGAGAUUUUGAUAUAAUGGAUUUUAUUUUACAAUAUUAAAAUGCAAGAUGAGUUUUGUUAAACUAUUUUAAAAUAAAAUUUAUAACAUCAACACAAAAUCAUGGAGGUAUGCUAAAUAACUUUCAUAUUUCCUAUAAAUGUGUGUAUUACAAAUAUCUAAAUGUAUAAUUAAUAAAUUAUAUUGUUUUGAAUUCCUGGAA